Messenger RNA from Acanthoscelides obtectus, 11455 nucleotides. NCBI's taxonomy places the organism in Eukaryota, Metazoa, Arthropoda, Insecta, Coleoptera, Chrysomelidae. The record is from the annotation of a GenBank genome assembly.
CAAUUUCAGGGAAUAUUUUUGUGGUUGUUACAGACGAUGGACGCGGACAGUAGCUACGGAGGGAGCGACACGGCGCAAGACUCUCACUCAGGCCACGAACUGAGCUCUCACUUGGACACCUCACAUCACAACCACACAGUGGUGGACACCACAGAUCAUGCUCAAGAUCGAAUCACAACUGCAGUCCAUCAGAUCCCUACGCCGGACGCGGUUGGCCAUGAACACAAACAUUUCCUCAACACCAGUCAGGUAACACUACCAGUGAAUAUGCCAGAAGCAGAGCACCAAGAGCACUACCUGACAACUGCCAGGAUCACAGUCAAUGAUAGCCCAGAAAUGAACAAUGAUGAAGACAUGGGUGUCAGCAGGCAUAAGAAACUGAUAAAAGUAGAUCACAACGGUUGUGAUGACGACGAAGACGAAGCCGACGAUAUGAAUCAUAGGAUUGCUAGGGACCAAUUAGGCCAGGAGCCUAAGAGCAACCUAGAAGAGAUGAGUCGAAACUACAAGAGUACCAGCCAUCUGAAUGAGAGCAACGGGGAGUGUGAAAAAGGUAUAGAGAAUCCAGCGUUUGUUGGAGAUGGCAGUGACAGGAAGAGUACAUUGAGCACGUUCAACAGUGAGAAGCAUUACAAUGGCGAGCUCAAUACCUCCCCCAAGUUAGGGGCAUGUAAUACUAAGCCAGAAGAGCCAAUGACUGAAGCGGUUAAUCUUGAGUUGAUCAAUUUGAAACCGGGGACUGAAGGCUACGAUGUAGCUGGAAACGGAAUGACGACCAUUCCUUUGAAGAAGGAUAAUGAUAGGGAUAUAGGGAAUCCUUACGACGAAUAUUUUGUUCCUGUCAACGAGCACAGGAAGUAUAUGAGGGGAGAGAAGUUAUACGUCACUAAGGACAAAAGAGGCGAAAAAGGCAAAAAUAAAUGCCUCUGUUGGGGUAUAUGUCUAUGCAUAGUAGCGGCAGCAGUUAUUGUAGGAAUAUUGGCAGCAGCUGGUGUGAUAGGUAACCAAGGGCCGAUGCCCCAAGAAGUGAGCGCUCGAACGUUCAGCAGCAAUGACGACAAACCAAUCAGGAAAAGUGGUGAUAGCGAAAAUGGCGCUGCUAAUAUUGCAAAAGGAGGAAUUAGUAUACCGGGGGUGUCGGAUACGAAGCCAUUAUAUACACCGGAACCACCGAUUUCAACCGUAUCCUCGAUACUUCCUACCACAGAUAUGUCCAAGAUACAAGUGCCAAGAGCAAUCGAAUCAGAAAUUACGAUAGACAAUCUUCAAUUCACGCCCGAGCUGUCAAAUAAGAAUAGCUCCGAGUACAAGGCUCUUGCAAAGUCGAUUGAAGACCAACUGAAAGAGGUGUUGUUCAGGAAAGAUAUACUCUAUUACGGACCUGCAGAUAUUGAGAUUAAAAUCCUGGAGUUCACGCCUGGAAGCGUGGUGGCCAAGUACCGAAUAGCCUGGCAGUUCAAGGACGGGAUACAUAGCCCCAAAGAUCCUAUAGACGAAGCUGCUUUGAAAAGAAAGAUUACUGAUUCAUUGAGGCGGAAUAAUGACCUCAUGGGAGACUAUCACAUCCCUGAUGAAUCUAUCAAGGCCAGCAGAAUACUGGAUCUCUGCCAGAUUGAGAACAAUGGCUGUGAACAUCUCUGCUUCUUUGAUUACGUGAAUCUCGACUUUAUCUGCACAUGUCCUGAUGGAAAGCGGUUGAAGGCUGAUAUGAAGACAUGCGAAGAUGAUGCGGAACCAGCUGAUUUCGAUUUUGGAACCUUUCAUGACUAUGCAUUGAACGAUGCUGAAGAACCACAUCGUCAACAUCAAGCAGGAGAUGAGGUUCAUACGACUAUAAGACCCGAGCAAGAUGGACAUCAGUACGUUAAUGAGCCCAGGCAUAUGUCUGAUCAUCAUGGUGUCAUCUAUGCUCAACCUGAACCAAGUGCGGAACCAGAGCCAAGUGCAGAACCAAAGCCAAGAGCGGAACCAGAACCUAGUCCAGAACCAGAGCCUAGUGCAGAACCAGAACCUAGUGCGGAACCUGAACCAAGUGCGGAACCAGAACUUAGUGCGGAACAUGAACCAAGUGCGGAACCAGAACCAAGUGCUAAGCCAGAACCCAGUGCGGAACCUGAACCAAAUGCUAUUCCAGAACCCACUGCAGAGCCCGAACCCAGUCCAGAAUCUGAACGAGGCACUAAGCCUGACGCAAACGCUGUAACACAACUUACAUCGCAACAAGAGCAAGCUCCUGAGCCCCAAUCGGAACCAAAACCCACUGCAGAACAAGAGGCAAAAGCAGAGCACGAACCACAAGCAGAACCAGAACCAAGCCCUGAGUCAGGAAAUUCUGAGGAAGGAGAGGAUAUACAUUUGGUAGUUGCAUCGAAAAACAGUUCUACAUCUGGAACUACCACAGAGCAAAGUUCAGAGAUAAAAGGAAUGGUCAGCUCAGAAAACGCCGAACCGAAUUCUGAAUUUCACUCCGUUACCGAACCAAUGAAGACUGAUGAAGAGCAUGGUACCACGAGAAUUAUCUAUUCCAAACCGAAAAUGGAGCUAACUUCUUCGGAAGAAAGUACCGAAGCUUUCUCAAAGAGCGAAGUGCAGCAAAGUGAUUUUUACUACCCAAACGCAGGUGUUGUGAAAGAGUCGAGCACGUCAAAGGAAACCAUCCCAGAUAUGUCUACGGAAUGGAUAGAUGUAACCACUACAAAGAAAGAAGACCACGAGAAGAUGCUUCUCACAGUGCACCAAACUACCACUGAGCAUCACAACGACAUACAGGCAGACUCUAAAGACUCCUCCAGUUCAAGUGACCAGUCAGUGUUAGGAGUGAUCAAGAUUGUAACUCCACCAGCUGAAGUGAAGAACACGUCACCACAGUCAUCGAACGAAGACGAAACAACGCAAUUUCCAGACCUCACGAAUGGAGUCAACUCUACUUCUACUGAAAACUCUAUGCACAAUGAAUUCCACGUGCACAGCACUGUAGAUAGUGAGCGUAGGAAUACAUCCAAGGUGGUGAGUGGUAGCUUUGUCCACCAAAAUGAUCAUUACAUGAACAUCAGCGAGGUGCAUCGAGAACCGAAGAUUCAAGAACUACACUUCAUCGAGACCACAACAAGCAACAACUCGUCUCAUGAGCACGACUCCACGGACACCAGUCCGGACCACCUACCAGAAGAAUACAUGUCUCCCUUCCUUCCUGAAUUGGACAAUGACACUUUUGUGAACUCCCUCCAUCUAGACGAACACUUCAUCGACCACAAUCCCCCAACUGCUCAGGAUUUGGGAGAAAACAUCACCGCGACCAAACCGCCGACAUUGGAGUAUGACCAAUUGAACAAGACGAAUCCGUUUGACAGCCAUACCGAAGAUGCUUUGAACAUAUUGCCUUUGGCGCCUGUAGUGAAAGAAAAUGUCACUGGAGAUACGACAACUAAUGAGAUAACUACUAUAAUACCAGAGAGCAUAAACACCACAUCAUCCAGAGAACUGCUCGAUUUGGACAAUGUGACCUACACUUCUGAAUUAACAGAUACAAAAGCAUCCACUACGAUAGUACCAUCCAGUCAAAAUGAAACUGUAACCCAAAUAAUCACAGUCAUAGACGGUCGCGGAAAUAAUACUGUUAUACCAAAAACAGAAGAAAUCAUCACUACAACAGAAGAAUCUACUACGGACCACAAAUUGACUUUAUCGCAAGGUGAACUUUUUGCUAGUACCACAGAAGCAGAACCAAACACCACGAUGCAAGCUACGACAAACAGAAAUGAAAAUAAUACUGAACAUAGUACAGAGAUCGUUCCUGAUGUAGUAACUCCACCUCAACAAGAAACAACAACGAUGCUGAGGAUGGAGACUACAUUACCUCAUGAGAUACUCAACAACGUCCAUAGCAACAGCUUCUUUGACCAAUACGCAACUCGUAGAGUGCCUGAGAUCAAAGAAACUACAACGGUGACACUACACAAUUUAAUGUCAGAGAAUUCUACAAGUAGGAUCAUAGAUGACAGUACAGAAGACCUUAUUGCUUUAGAAACAACUACAAAUACUCUUAAGCAUGGCGAAUCAAAUCAUACUGAAGCAAGCGUCAGUAAUAGUACCAUGAUGCCAAUGAUUCCACACACUACCGAAAAAGUAACUGUGGAAACAACUACUAGGGUAGUUAACGAACAGUCUGUAGGCUCUGUAACAAAUAAUAUCAGCGAAACCAACAAAACUGCUGAUGAACUAAGACUUUCAACGACAAUUGAACAAUCUACCAUUGUAACCAUGGGCAAAAAUUUUUCAGCAACUGAAAACGAAACUACUACACUGGAACAAACUACUUCUGAAGUAAGUGAUAGUACUACCAUUCAAUCAGUCGUUACGAUGCAAUCCAUGGAAUCAUCAGGAAGCCAAUCUUCAUCAGAAGAAAACGCUAAUAAGUCUAACGAAAAUGAAAUUUACGAAAAAUCCACCAAGCAAUAUCAAGUCAAGGAAUCUAGUGAAGACUUCACAACAACUGAAAGGUUAUUCUUGACACCAAAACCUACUAAUGGUUCAACACAUGAAGACUUAGCUGUGAUACCAUUGCAAAAGGAAGUUGUCAAUCUCAGCAGACUUGAUAAGAAGAAAUAUGCAUUCGAACAACUCAUCGGAUCCUCAGAAACUACCAAUGACAUUUCAGAUGAGAAGAACGAUUACAAUUUGAAGGGCACCUACCUGACUAAUAAUGAGGCAAGAUCGUUUAGCGACGUAAAACCAGUAACUGAAAACUUUGAACUGCCUAAAUUUUCACGGUGUUCGGCUGGUCAGUUCCAAUGUAUGAAUGGUACAUCUGUAAAGGAUGGUAGCUACUGCAUCAUGAUGAAUGAUAGAUGUGAUUCUUCUAUGGACUGUACAGAUGGUUCGGAUGAGUCGAAUUGUACUCAAGAGGGUUGUCUCAAUAAUUUCCAGUGCGGCAGUGGUCAAUGCCUGAAAAGACACCUUGUAUGUGAUGGAAUCAUCAACUGUAAUGAUGGCAGUGAUGAGCAGAAUUGCGGUAACUGGACAUGCAAGUCUGAUGAGUUCUCCUGCGGCACCGCAAACAGAUGCAUACCGUUAUCCUGGAAAUGCGAUGGCAAGAAGCAUUGCAGUAACGGAGAAGAUGAAAAGGACUGCAAUUCUCAUAUUUGUACUGAUGUGUCGUUCCUUUGCUCGGUGCAGGGUAGCUGUAUACCGUCCACGUGGAGGUGUGAUGGAAGGAGGGACUGUACUGAUGGAGAAGACGAAAAGCUUUGUGAAUGUCCUGCAGACCAAUUCAAAUGUCAACUUGGAGGCGGGUGUAUACCAUCAUCCAAUAGAUGCGAUGGAGUUGAGCAAUGUGCGGAUAGGUCUGACGAGUGGGACUGUUUGGUACUCAAACCUCUAGAUAAUGUUACUGAAUCUAAUGGAAAAGUGGUAUUGCAGAAACGAUCAUCCAACAACACUUGGCAUCCUGUGUGUAUGGACUGGGCUAUAUGGAAUACCUCCUAUGCAGAUUUAGCUUGCAGACGUCUGGGAUAUGUUGAAGCUGCGACUUUAGAGUCAGUUCCCAAACCAAGUGGAUUAAACGAGACUCUGUUCUACAAAUUGGAGUUUGGUACUUCGAUCAGGUCAUCAGUGCUACAGUUUGAGAAUGCUACAGAAACUCAAUGUGACCAGUUCGUAUCUCUAUCUUGUGAGGCCUAUGUUUGUGGCAGUCCGUCGGCUCAGGAAGCCCCUUCAGGUCCCAUCAUCGGAAGAGACAAAGCAACACCUUCACAAUGGCCCAAUUUAGCAUUGGCCUACAAUAAAAUGCACAAUAUCUAUUGCACCACAACAUUAUUAUCUCCUUAUUGGGCCAUUGGAAGCUAUUCCUGUCUAAUUGCCAAAGCUCCUAAUGCGAGCAGUACUGACUGGAUCUUGACGGCAGGAAGUACGCUAAAGACUGAUAACUCUAGUAGCCAAGUGAGACUGGUGAAGAAUUUAGUGUCACAUCCACAGGUGAAAUUUGACCAAUUUGAGUACAAUCGUGAUGCAGUUCUCUUGGGGCUAUCGAAACCAAUGAAAAUCAACUCCAAUGUGAGCGCAGCAUGUCUUCCAGAUGAAGAUAUCCAACCUAAACAGUUAUGUAUCGUCACUGGAUGGGAAGCCAAUAAACCUGGAGAUAUGAAAAUGCAGCAAUAUCUGCACUAUCUGCCUGUACCAGUCAUCAACUCUACUGAAUGCAACUCCACGAAGCAUUACAAUAGCAAAAUGAGCUCUGACAAAAUCUGCGCUGGAUAUUUGGAGCCAGAAAAAACACCAUGUUAUAAUGAUGAGGGAGCACCUCUAAUGUGCUUCUCAGAACAGAGCCAUUCUUGGGAGCUGAGAGGGCUCCUCAGUCACCAUGACAACUGUGGCAACCAAAAGCAUCCAGCGUUAUACACAGUGGUGGAUGACAACAUGAAGUUGUGGAUAUCGAAUACCAUAGGCAGGCAAGCGUUCCUGAAAGCAGACUGAUCGUGUGGCUAUUAGAGUGAUGAAGUAUGUGAAAACGUGAGAGUGUUGCUCAAGAUCUUGAGUUAGCUCCGUGGCAGAUAGUGUACAAGGAGUGUUACCAGAAUAGUUAGUGAUCGGAUCAUAAACAUAUGAAUGGAAAGAUAUUUUUGAGAUACAGUACCUCAUUCCGAGGUCAAAACAUUAUCCUACUACGUCCCCUUCGCUUGGAGCGAUCGCUUUGCCGACGCCUCUCACUACUGAAAUGUCUUUCCAUUCGUAUACAGUGCUUUUCAGAUAGGUACCCGUGCCUUACCUAAUUUUUUGUCGGACUCAACUUAGCUAGCUGAAAUUUGGGAUGAUGAAAUUGACACAUGAAUACUAUGCUUAAAUAUAAAAUAGAAGUUCAAAAUUUCAAGAUGGCGACUGGGCGCCACCUUGUAACACAUUUUCAAGUGGAAUUUGUCAUACCUAGUUGUGAAGCUUUUUUUGAUUUCUUUACCACCUUAGAAUACAAAAUCACUAUCUCUUAAAAUGGUGGACUGGUAGAUUUUCAAACUUGUUUUGUAUAUUAAAUCGCUUAUAAGUUAAAAACUAAUUGUCAAAACGAUAUAGUAUAUUGUAUUAACCUUUUUUAUUUGGAAUAUUCUUAUUCGAAUGUGCAGUAAAGUAUGGAACCUCUUUUAAUAGUAUUUUGUUUUUAAAUGCAUAUUCGGGUAGACCCUCACAACAAAACAAAAUUGACAUAACAUACGUUUUAAUCACUGGUUUUUGAAUUAUUAGCGACUCAAUGUACAAAAUCGCUCAGCCUCGACAACCUUAUAGUUCAACAUCUUCAAAGAUGAUGAUUUUAUAUUUUAGGGAAUAGAGUACCCAUAAGGAGCUUCAGAAUGGCGUUUAGCUGCCAACUUUAAAGUUUCAACUGUCACUUUUACGCUAAAAUGCAUGCAACAAUUUCAUUAGCAUCAGUUUUAUCUUGCUAACUUGAACCGUCCAAAAAAUAAGAAGAGGACUUUCUGAAAUGCACUAUAAUGUCCUGUACAUUUUCUGUAACAAAAGGUCCCUUAGAUUACAACUUAUGAAACAUGUAUUUGUUAAACUGUCUCAAAGCAAUUGUAGAUAUAGAUAUGUUUUAACAAGCCUUCUGUAAGAGGGAUAUCACUGUAAAUAUUAGGUAGGGAAUAAAAACAAAUAAUUUUAAUUAAAUAAUGACAUUCACUUCAGGAUGCCUAAUUUUAUAUUCAUUUCUUCAAUAUUAUGAAAAGGGAAACAAUAAAAAAAAAUUCGUGUAAACGCAUCCUGAUGUGAGUAGAAUUAUAUUUUUGUUUACUACACAAGUAUAAUUUACUUUUGUUACGUUGCGCGUCCAGUGUACUUUUAAUCCAUUGUCAAAGUGGCCAUACACUCUAAAGCAGUCUUUUAAAGCUUGUUCAGCAAACAUUUUUGUACUAUGAUAGUCGCUUGCCUAUGUGAUAGAUAUGUACAAGGCUAAACCGUCAGGUUAAGGGAUAAUUGAACGAUUCCGCACAAUUUCCUGCAACAACUAGAAAUCAGUGUGUAUACAGGUACAAAAUAAGGAAACCUUGUGCAAGAAAAAUAAAGCAGACUAUGAUGUCCGUAAGCAAACGACAACGAAAUUAAUUUAUCAACGAUGUUAAAGCUGUGGUUCGAACGUGAUCGUACUUUGAGCUUCGCAUUGAUGGACUCCCAGUUAUAUAGGCAAUACACUGAGCGAAUUUAAGAAAGAGUUCCUCGGAUAACCCACAUUUGCAGCAAACACCGAUGGCAAUACUAUGUUCACAUACAUAGGGGAAAGUCAGAUAUAUUGUACCGGGUAUUUAAAUUGUACCACCCAAAUAUUUGCUGAAUUGUAGAUUUCUAACACCAUCUAGUUAGCUUAUUUGAUGCCCCUUGGCAUCAAAAUAUAUCUGACCAAAACUUAUAACCGUGAAAUUUUCUGGUUUCUGUUAAGCAGAAUUGCGCAGUGUCAUAUAAUCUUAGAUAAGCCCUUGUAUCCAAAUAUUCACUUUCUGACACUCGAGGUGGCACUAACAAUAAAAAUGUAAUGCUUUUUGGUAAGGCACACUUCACAAACCGCGUGGUACAACUUAACAAACCGGUUUGAUAAAUUGUACCAAUUCCAACACUUUCGUAACACAUUCAAUGGUAACGGACUUUUUGUACAUUGUCAGAUUUUCUUGUAGAAGUUAAAAGGAGGUUCAGUGUCACCAGUAACUGACAAACCGGUCAAUGUGUUGAAAAGUCAGCUCCUACUAUUUACAUGAAAUUUUUAAAGUAUCAUUCAAUCCAAACGAGUGUUUAAAUGAUUAUUUCAUACAAUAUGCGAAAUGGUACAAUUUACCCAACUUUACCCUUGUUUCACUGGCUAGGAAUUGUAACAAUGAAAUAUAUUGAGGUUCAGAUGCAGAAAUGCAAUAAAUCGCUUAAUAACAUUGGUAGAUAGUAUGAAUCAGUACAACAAGCUCUGUCUACACAUCCGCCAGAGUUGUGCGUCAGAUGACAGCAUACUUUGAUUAUUACCAGAUAAUCAUGGCAAGACAUAUAGCAACGUCAAGUAUUCGGGUGGCUAAUCUGUUUCAAGCCUGCUAUAUCCUGUAUCGCUAUAUUUAUAUUGAUCAUAAUUAUAUUAUGGCCUAUGAUCAGUUGUAACUUUAGGGCAUCUGGUGAAAGGUUUGAUUCCAGUUUCGUGAGGAAUCACCUAGGAGUGGUGCCAUAAAAUAAAAAUUAAAAGCCCGUUUAUACAGCAAUUAGAUGAUCAUCACAAAAAUAAAUAAUGAUUUACGGCUGUAAUUUGGGAAUUUUCUUGCAAACGUUAGUUUGCUAUAUUUUUCGUAGACAUGAUAAUUGCAAAGUAGUCAUCAUGUCAUGUCCAUCAAUGGCUAAAACAUAAAUGCUAAAUGGCGAUGCAAUUUGUUUAUUGAUAUUAUCACGUUAGGCAUCAGUUUUGACUGAUGCAAAUUUGUUUCUUGGAAUUUUUGAAGUAGUUUUAGUUAUACCGAUGUCAAGUUGUUUCUAUUAACUAAUAAAUUAAAUAUACAUUUAUGUUCAAAGUGGUGGCACGGAAGUUGAACUUAAAAACAAUUUAAAAAGGAUUACUUAUCAGCCCAAAAAUUUUGGGAUUCCACUUUACGUCUUUUGUAAUAGCAAUGUAUACUAUGCACUGUUUUGCAUUUGGAUUGUUUGUAUAUAUCUGAUCAUAGUGUUAGGUGAGUUUUUUAAGAAAACAAUACCAUUAUUUUUUGUUGUGUGAACAUUUUGGUAUUUUUAGCUAUAUUUUCGUUCAAAUACAAGAAAUGAGUAUAUGAAAUUUUGAACUGCAACACCCUAUAAAAGCCCGAAAUAUCGUCACUUGCAGACAUGGGUGGACAAUGGAAAUCUGGAUCACAACUUUCUUAUCUUGUACUUUAAAAAAGUCGUAUAAUUACUGGCGGCAAAAAAACUGUGAUUUUGAUUUUUACAUAAGCACAGACGUCCUUUGUAAUUUGAAAAGGACAUCAAUGUCCAUAUAAUGACUAUAUCCAUGUGAGCUUUACUAUACAUAGUGUUUCUGAAGAUAUUCAUAUAUCAGAAAUUAUUUCAAAUAUAACAUGAAUAGUUUCCAUAAACAUGGAUCUCAAAAUUCUGGUUUAUCAAGAUUACAGGUUGAAACAAAUGUUCUUAUAAUACCCUCUUCAGUGGCUUAGAAAUAUAUCUUGCCACAGAAAUAUUUUAGAACCUGUUUUUAUAAGAAAUUUCAUACUACUUUUCUGCUUCAGAAAUUUGCUGUUGAUCAAGUCAUCCUGUAUAUAUUGUCGGGCCAGUGAUUUCAAAGCCAAACUUGUUCCACUUUCGCAAUUCGUGUUGUUUGCGUUAGCACAAAGUAAUUUGUCCUUAUGCAGUUAGCACGGUCAGUGUUUUCAUUAGGUUAAUGACAACUCUGACUGUCGCUUGACAAUAAUUUUCUAGUUACACAUUUAUAAUAACCACGCAUUACCGUCCCAUGUUUGUGGUGUUCAAUUACAUAUUCUGAAAAAUUACAAUUACAUACAUUUCUAUACCACACGACCUUUAUUUUUUAUGAUUAUAGUUAUUAUGGUUGUAUUAUAGUAGCGUUGAUGGAUUUUUUUAACAAGGAUGUUAGUAAUGAAAUUAAAUUUUAUAGUAUUUUCAUGAGGAAGUUUACUGAUGUGGCUGUAAACACAAAUAUCCUAUUUAAUAUUUUUGAGUUGAAUAAUUUGAUGGAUCAUAAUUAAAUUUAAUGUGCGGUUUGUAUCCUGUCAUGGAAUAAAGUGAGACGUACGUAGUUUUGAUGAGAAAUAUACGGUAAUAGUGUGUAAAUUAAAUUAUUUACAUUAAAACUUUGGUACUCCAAACCGUUUACCAUAAACUGCCAAGAAACACAAAAAUUGCACUGUGCAUUUCAUACUAAAAAUUACUUAUAAUUUUUGCAAUAUAUUUUUCAAGGAUGCUGUAGCAUAUCAUCGUUUUCUAUUUCUUGUGCUGGAAAAACGUAACACGUAACUCAUACAGUCAAUAGUACUUCACAACUUGCGAAAAUUGCUCACUUAGACUUUGGAAAGCCAUUUUUUACACUUCACACUUUUCGUUCGUGAAAAACUGGAAACUGUAGUUUUCUGAGGCAUAACGCUAAUAUUCCGUCGGAAUAAAAACUAACAGAAAAGUGAUUAAUUUCUGAAAUCAUUCAUUCCUUGUUUUUCGUAUAUAAAAUAUACGCCGGUGGAAUCCACUUUCUUAUAUAUAAUGUUAUACAGGAAUGUUUGUUAUAUGUUUAAAAUUUAAUAAUAAGCAGUAAAAGCCGUCCUUUACCUAUAAUUUGUAUAUUACUAGUCGGAUUAGUGUAUGUGCCAAAGGGCAUGUUUAUGACAGGGAUCAUGUAUAUAUAUAUAUACUGGAGUACAUUUAAAAAAUAAACGAGUCAAACGAUUUUGCGUGAUUUAUUUAACCAUAACACAUCUUUUGCACUUCCUUUCAUCCCAAAAGCUUCCGA